This is a messenger RNA of Pleuronectes platessa (European plaice), 7829 nucleotides long. RefSeq names its product glucose-fructose oxidoreductase domain containing 1 (gene gfod1). The record is from RefSeq and is a predicted model, not a curated record. Gene Ontology annotation, molecular function: nucleotide binding. The coding region runs from base 2856 to 3734 and encodes 292 amino acids. Lineage: Eukaryota; Metazoa; Chordata; Actinopteri; Pleuronectiformes; Pleuronectidae. The transcript has 3 exons.
CACCUAUCAUUUAGGAGAAGACUGCAUCUCGUCAGUGCGCCUCAAGGGAAAGUUUGAAAGGGAGAGGCUUCCUUUUGACAUGUGCAAUGACAGGUCCGUCAAGCAUAACCAAAGCUCAGGCCUUCUGCCCCUGGGGGGUUAUUUCCUCGUCAGCAGCAGAUGGCCACAAACCUAAAGAUGAGAUCUUUUUUCUCUCCAGUUUUGCGAUGAACAGAUAAGUGUACAUUACUCAGUGAUUUGAAUCAUAUGGGGGAGGAACAGGAUGUGCAGAUUAGUUUAGGGGGUUCUCAAACCAUCAGCCCCUGAGCUGGUUAACUUCCGUUGUGACCAUUUAAAUUAAAAUAAUAAUUGAAAGCAUUUGUAGUGUCUGCCCAAACGGAUAUGGCAACAAGGACUGAACUGAACAAAAUUUGAUGGAUGAGAUUCUUAGGGAAACUCCACCCAUCCAUCCAUUAUCUAACCUUUGAGGGUCCAGUGGGGUGGGGUUUGGUCUGCAGUAAAUCCCAGCCGACACUGGGCGGGAGGCGGGGUACACCCUGGACAGAAAAAUCUAUAUAUUUUUUUAACUAUUUAAACUUUUAGUCCACUUAACUGCCUUAAAUAUCAUUAAAAUAUAUAUGAUUUACACAACUUGAUGCUUGAAUGACUUUGGAAGAAUGGUCACAUCAACAUUGUUUGUGUAUAUCUCUGUCUGAUGGAUGAGAGCCUUUGGGUCCAGCUAAGUGUCAGAGUGGGUUUGAAAACAGAUCAGCAGCCUUCAGACGGAGUCAGACAGGAGAGAGCCCUUUGAGAGGUGUGCUGCCAUUCCCAGGCCUUCUCUCUCACAGUGUCUGCUUGUUUUCUCACCGGUUCACGUUCAUGUUCUCCUGGACGUCCAUUAACAUGCUAAUGAGCGUGUGUGUGAAUGAGCGUGCGGGAGACUGGAACCGACGGAGAGAUGGCGAAGAGUGUUGAGGAAGAAUAGCGGGGAGAAAGCUUGUCUUCCUGAGAAAUUGCCUUUGUGUGUGAUGAAUGGUGGGAUUGGCCAACCUCUCUCAGCCCGCUGCCGUGCUGCGCUGACAAGUGAGCAUUCCUUCGGAAAAGGAGUAAAAGUCCUCCUCGUCCCCGCCCCCCUUAAAGUCCUCUUUCUUCUGCAGGGAGCCGUGGGGAACUGCUGUGUGAGGGGGAAGGCUUUGGAUGAGGAAUCACAUUGUAGUGUUAAAUCCAGGGGCAGGAGCGAAGGCCAGUUUUUGAUAUGGAAUUAUUUCCAAUCAAUUUGAAGGAUGGGAUUGGAGGCAGGAUUUCAAUAAUGAAUAAUUCUACAUUUUUGGACUAGAGACCUUUUUAACCCAUGAAUAUACUGUGUUUUUAAUAUGUGCGUGAUACGUGCGUGUAUAUACACUCAUACACAUGAACAUAUGAUUGAAAUAGUAUUUAAGAAAAACAAAGUCAACAAGUAAUACAUUUGAUAACAUUUAAUUUGUAAAAUGCCAAUAUUACUAGGAGAGAAACCCAAUAGUCUUCUCUUUGAGCAAACACUUAAUAGGAAGAAACCUGGUGGUGUGUGUCCAUAAUAACAACAACAGCAUAAAUAGCAGCACCUAAUAUUAUUUGGAUUAUUAUUAGCGUUAAUAAUGACAAUAAUAAUAAUAGUUGUAGUGGAGAGACAAUCACAAACAACUAGCAUGGCAGAUUUCUUCAUCUUGUUGUGCAUGUCAAGUCUAAUAUAUGUUCUGUGGUGUUUUUCUUUAUAGCUUUAUAUCAGAAGUACAGAAUUAAUUAAGGGAAUAUUCUCAGCCCUGCUCAGGUUAUAAAUCAAAUGAAAAAAUCUCACAGGAAAUAUUCAAAUGAGAUUCAUCUUUUUUUAUGUGUGAAGCAGAAGUUUAUAAUCAAAUGAAGUGUAUAACCAAAGCGAAUCUUGUCAUGAUCAUACAAAAAAAUUCAUAUAAAAUAUAACAAUAACACUACUCAGCAAUAAUAAAGAGUUUAUGUAGUGUUUUAUGAACAAUUUAUUUAUAAUGAGUUCAAACAAACAUUUCAGGUUAAUUUUUUGUUGCAGUCGUAGUCUUCAGUUUGUUCAGACUCAGCCCAGCUGCUGUUUCUCAUCACUUUAGUUUAUAUAACAUGUAAUGACAUGUUAUAAUAUGAGGUUAUUAUUGCUUUUCCACAUUAAAAUACCUGACUGGUGAGACUUUUAAAACACACCCAUUGACGUUCGUGUGUGUGUGUGUGUGAGUGUAACUUACUGUAGUAACAGAGGCAAGCCAUAACAAAGUUACCUGUGUAAUCAGUAUUGGGAAAUCACUUGUGAAAUGUUUCCAUCUUGCACAAACAACAUUAAGUCGAGCCCAAAGACACGUGCUGUGUUUUCCUCUGGUUCUAUGAUGUGUUGCUGCCUGUCGCACUGUGACAUGCACUUUAUCUCUUUACUUUCUGUUCCCAGUUCAUUCUGUGUAUUCCCGAGGUGAAGCUGUUCCAUUAUAGCUUCGCUCAGAUUUCCUUUCUGUGUCAGUGUCAGGAAUAGGCCUGUCUGUGUUUCUUAAUUGGUCAUCAGGGACUGAGGACAAGAGGCCGCUGCAGAUAUUUAGCCCUGAGGCGGUGCUACCGUCAGUCAGGGCUCUCUGAUGGAGUGGCUCUGCUCCUCUGGGAUCGACGCUCUUACUGUAACAGGUUUUUCAGACUUGACUUUAAGAUGUUGGUGCUUUUUCUGGUUAGGCCCUUAAAAUGGAGCGUUCGCUGCAAAUGCUCAAACUGCAACAGGAAGUGAUAUUUUGGUGUACCGCAGUGAAGCGUCUCUCGUUUCCUGUUGUUGUCCGUGGGGUAUUGGAAAGAACGUCAUCUGCGACAGGACCGCCACGCCUCUGGAUGCCUUCAGAAUGAUGUCAGCUGCCCAGUACUACCCCAAGUUAUUGAGCAUCAUGGGAAAUGUUCUGCGUUUCUUGCCAGCCUUCGUUCGGAUGAAGGAACUCUUGGAAGAAGGAUACAUUGGGGAGCUUCUGGUCUGUGAGGCCCAGGUCCACAGUGGUAGUCUCCUGGGGAAGAAAUACAACUGGAGCUGCGAUGAUCUGAUGGGAGGAGGUGGCCUGCACUCGGUGGGCAGCUACAUCAUCGACCUGCUUACAUUUCUGACGGGCCAGCGCGCGGCCAAAGUCCACGGCUUCCUAAAGACCUUCGUCAAACAGACUGACCACAUCCAGGGCAUCCGUCAGAUCACCAGUGAUGACUUCUGCACAUUCCAGAUGGUGCUGGAGGGAGGCGCCUGCUGUACGGUCACUCUCAACUUCAACGUGCCCGGAGAGUUCCGUCAGGAGGUAAUCGUCGUGGGUACAGUCGGGCGGUUAACGGUCACAGGGACCGACCUGUACGGACAGAAGAACAGCGUGGGCGAAGGGAGCGGUGGUGGCCCCGAGCUGCUGCUCAAAGACACCACGCCUCUUGAGAAGGCUUCUUUGCCGGAGAAGGCCUUCAGUGACAUUCCCUCACCGUAUCUCACCGGGACGAUCCGCAUGAUCCAGGCCGUGCGGCAGGCCUUCCACGACCAGGAUGACCGGCGGACGUGGGACGGGAGGCCUCUGACAAUGGCUGCCACCUUUGAGGACUGCCUGUAUGCCCUUUGUGUGGUGGACACCAUCAAGAAAUCCAACCAGACUGGAGAGUGGCAGAACAUUGAGGUGAUGACGGAAGAACCAGAGGUCAGCCCCGCAUAUUUAAUCAGCGAAGCAAUGCGGCGGAGCAGGAUGUCUCUCUACUGUUAGCAUCUAGCUGAUGUGCUAAUGUAGUAAAGGUGGCUGACUGCCUGUGUUAUACUGUGUUAUCUUAAAAACUGGAGGUGGUGCUAGAAGGACCUUGAUAUUGUUGGAACCUUUUUCAUACAGCUCGUGGAGUAUUUUUUUUUUUUUUUUUUUUUUAAGACUGUCAUGUCUGUAUUUUUGCUGUUACAGACCCAGAGGUUACACCACUAUUACACAGAGAGUUAUGGCUUCCUGUCACCUUGCCUCUGCAGGAGAGGAAUGUGAAGCAAUGUGAUUAGUAAUUAAACUUUUAUUUAUGAGGAAGUCUUUCCUGUUCCUUUUGACGGACGACUUGUGCCCUUUAAGAGGGGGGGAUGCACCUGUAAAUCAAACUGAUCCAUGCAACAGAAAGAUCGAGAUACAGUCCCACAGCGGAGGCAGAUGUGGGAGUGGAACUAAAGCUUCUGUGUUCCGCUUGACCGCGAGGGUAUUGCACCUCUCGUCUCUGCCCCUCCUCUGUGUGUAUGUGUCUGGAAGUCAACACCUUUCACUGUGGGUCCGAAUGAGGACAGCCGAGGAAGAACGACAUUCCGCUCUGUUGAAACUUUACUGCUUUAUUGUUGCUAUAAAUCUGAAGAACUUGCUAGUUUUACCAAGUGAAUGUUUAAAAAAACAAAACAACAACUGUGUGCUUGAUAGCUUCGGUCUCUGUCUGCCCUGUGUGCUUCCACAGUAUGUGUGAAACAAGAGAGGAAAAAAAUCAAUGGUUUGGCUGGUGGGAUGUCAGAGGGGUUGACCUCCUGGUUCACGUAUGCAAUAUGUUCAGGCUGAAGUCGGCCGCAGACAUACUUUUAUCUUCCACCCUGGAGUCAGGGGUUAGGAUGCACUAAACGCUUUAUGCAGUUACAGUAGCCUGUGCAUCAGUUUGAGAGUCCUGUAUGGGAGGCCAAAGGUUUAUACCAUGCUUUCUCUGUCGUCUUAAAGCACAGCCAUCAAAUACACUAACAUCUGUGAGACCUGUUGGAUCAUAAUAGUCUGUACUGAGCCUUAAGUGUGGGUAAUGAUAAGGUCUUGCACUAAGUUGCGAGUCAAUACUUAGCUAUGUGGGGGGGGGGGGGGGGGUAAUCUGCAUAUUGCAAUACAGUGGGUCACUGAUGCUGGAAGCUAAUGUCAUUAUAAGACAGGCUUAUUAGGCCUCUUCAACAUGCACAGUGACACGCAAACUUGUCAGGUCUUGAGAAACUUGUGCAGUGUCCGCAGGGUUAGGUCGUUGAGAGUUUAAAUGUUAAGACAAUGUCAGAAGAUCCCAUGAAAAAGAAGGUUAAUCAGUUUCUCAGUACUUUCUGACUUCACUCUAUAAGCCUGUUGGUUUUAAGAUGAUCCGUAGAGCUGCACUAAUCAGUAUUUUUUAAAUAACAAUGGGUCAAAUGACUAAUGCUAUGUGAAAGGUGUUGCUAGAGAAACCAACCGGAGGUUAUCACUUGACUAUGCAGUUACCCUCAGCUUAAAGUAGCAUUUUAACAUUAUUUGAGAAAUUGUAUUAAAAUCUUUAACUCAUUUCCAGUAUUUAGUUGUCUAAUACAGACACUUGCAGUUUAAGGUCGGUGUACAGCUCAGAAACCCCACUGACACCCACACACAUCUGGGUUUUGUCUGCGGUGGGAAUGCAAUCAGCUUUGAGUCGUAGGUCACAUGACUCUACAGUACACACAGGUUUUUAUCAGCUCUGUGUGAAAGUGAUGGAAAGGUAACACCCAGGUGAAUGGGACAAUUUGUCACAACAGUUAUGGUGCUUGACGUUGCACUUGAAAAAAACAAACAGCCAGGCCUUUUUGUAGCGGGUUUACCCACAUUUAACAUAAAUAAAUAUAAUAAACAAAACACUUAUUCCUGCUAAUUAUGGUGUUAAAGAGGUAUCACAUAGGAUUGACUCAAAUAUUGUAGCUCUAUGGCACAGAUGAAUCAGAUCAGGUUCUGUCUACAUCAAGAGUAAAGGAUCAAUUUGUUGUUGUUUAUUUGUCUUUUCAUGGGCUUUUUUGACAAUAAGUAAAUAUACAAGGACCAACACCACAUUUAUCCUUCUACCACUCAGAAGCAAAGCAAAGUUUAGAACAAAACACGUGUAUUAUAGCAGGUAUCAGGAUAUUGUGUGAAAUGAAUGGUGGGAUCAUUCAUCAGUUGCUGAAAAAAUCCAACCUCUCAUUGUGUUAGCUGUAAGAAAGUAUUUGUAAAUUUCAUUUGGCUUGAGGUUUGGUCUCACUCCAUGCAGGUGAACGAACAACACUGACCUACAAAAGCCAAAAGAUUGAUUUUUUGUUUAUGCAUCUCUGUGGUCCCUAUGGUCCCUAUGUGCGGCUUCAAGCUCUUUAAGCUGUGCUGAAAUACUAUCUAUGUAACGACUACUGAAAAUGAACAUGUGAAAAUAUUAUGAAACGAUAUGUGUGUGUCUUAAGAAAUAAAACAAGUACUGUAUGUAUUUUAUUUUGUAAAAACCAAGGAACUGGAAGAUGUUUUCAAUGAGUGUUAUGGUAUUUAUUCUUUUGUUGUUGUGUAUUUAGCAGACUGAGGUUUCUUAGUUUCCCCCCAUUUAUGAAUUAUUUACCAAAAUCGUCUUCAAAACACAAGAAGCUUUAUGUUUGAAUUUCAGACCAGUGAAGUGUCCAUAAUCAUCCCAGUUGUAAUCCAGCCUCACCACACUGUCCUCCAGUGCCCUCUCUGUGAUAAGAAAAGUCUGUGGUUGUAGCUGUUCGGAGGUCAGAGGAUCUAACAGCAGCGUUUGACCCAUUUUAUUCUUUGUGGUUUGAUCGGAUGUGUCACAUGAGGUCAGGGCACAUUACAGUUCACGCUGUGAUGGGGUUGGCCACACACAACACUAGUGUAGGCCAAUGAUUCAGGGAGAAAAAGAAAAACAGCGUCAAUAACCGGUCGGCCGGAAAAAAGUCCAACACUGAUAAGCUAUCUCUCUUUAAGAUUGCUCAAGUUAUUUUAUUGACCCUUGUGCACCGAGCACCUUAUCAAAUCUGCAUAUAGACUUUCCCCCUUUGUCCGAUAACGAGGCUCAAAACAUAUGUUUGCCUGAUUUAGACUUACCAAAAACAAAUAUCUGGUGGAGUUUCAGGGUUUACUUCAUCUUUCUUCUUAUUAUUAUUAUUUUCAUGACUAUUCUGUCUUAAUCAGGAUGGAGGCUUCGGAGUGAGGAGGUAAACAUUUAUGUCAUGAUUUAACUGGCAGCCUCGGUCAGGCAGGACUAAGCAGACACUGGAUAGUCAGGCUGUGUAGGAAAUAUACAGAAUAAAUUAUUUAACAUUAUGGCUCUAAUAUUCAGGCAUCAUAUGUUUUCUCUGCCCCAUGAAACCUGUAAACACUUUAUUACUUUCUGCUUUAUGGUUCUGUGCUCCUUGGAUGUUUGGCCUUUGCAGUCUGAUUUGGAGGUGAAUGAUUUCCUUUAACUAGAGACAACAAAACAUUCAAUCAGACGUUAGACAGGCAGUUGAACCAAAUCUCUUUCAGAAGCUGGUUUUACUAUAAAUGUUGAGACUAAAGUUUGCUUUAUGUUUUUGCUAAAGCCCAAUGGAUACCAGUGGUGAUAGCAAGUCAAUGAAGGUGACUGGAAAUCCCAGAAAGAAAGAUAAGGUGUGUUGCUCAAAUAGUCGUCUUACACUGGGGAAGGAUCAUAUCAUUGUUAGUUAUAGGGUUACACUCAACAAAUUGAAAGUUAACCCUUUAUUGCGUGGAUUUGUACUUAAACAAGUACAUUUUAGUUUGGGCUUUUAUUCCCUGAAGGUGCUUAAGUAAUGGAAAUAGAUUAAUUCAAAUGUGUUGCUGUUCUGCAACAAUGCCCAAUGAUGGAAAUAACCAUAAUACCAAGUACCAGAUGUUUUCUUUUCUUUUUGAACUUGGAAAAUCCAGGUUAUAUUUAGUCAAAUGCAGUACCCAAUAUUUCUUUAUUAGUUCCAAUUGUUAUUUGGACUGUUUGGUGAUAUUGACAUUGCAUACACUAUGUAAUAUGACACACGUGAGAUGAUUUUCCUGCGCAAAAACAAAUUAAUUUCUUUAUCGACAUUGAUUCCAUAAUGCUGCUUUUCAGUAAAAUUGAAAUAAAGGAUUUUUUUGCCAACA